Messenger RNA from Penicillium brasilianum, 2678 nucleotides. NCBI's taxonomy places the organism in Eukaryota, Fungi, Ascomycota, Eurotiomycetes, Eurotiales, Aspergillaceae. The record is from the annotation of a GenBank genome assembly.
GCUUAUCGGACGCGCAGCACUUCCUCCUACGCUUUCGCCUUUCUCUGCUCCCCCGGGCCUCCCCAUCAUGGACGGUCGUCCAUCCAAGAGACAACGCCGAUCCGCCCAUUCAGAGGAAGAUUCACAAAGGAAACUAAAAUCCCGUUCUCCUUCCCUUGACCCGUCAACUUCCAGCUCCGUCGCGUUAUCGUCACGCCCCCAAUCCAAGAAUCUUCGAACGCGCGCCAGUCAAUCCAAACCCACUCGAGCUCCAUCCUUAUCAGUCUCGCCAAAGAAACCAAGUUCAUCCCCUCAGGCAACAAAAUCGAAAUCCCUUCAUACCUUCUUUCAACCUGCAACGGAAGCACAGCGAUGGUCCACUCAGAAAUUCGAGGCGAAGCGCCCACUCGCUGUCACCCCGGAGACGACCCUUGACGCCGAUAUAAUCGAAGACGACUAUGAUUCCUACGAUGAGAUAUUCACCCAACACUUGGCAGCGGGGAAACAGUCUGAUACGCACAUUGACUCGCCCGUUGCCGGUGGUCCCAGCAAAACAAAACGAGCUGCGCCGAAGAAGACGACAGCGUCACAGGCAAAGAGUCAUGCUUCUAAGCGAUUUUUGAUGCCACCGGCAUCGACGAAUGGGGCUCAGCGACAAUCGUCUACUCCAGUUACGUUGGAAGUUGAUCAACGACCGUGGGCGCAGCGAUACGGCCCGUCCAAUUUGGAUGAGAUAGCGGUUCAUAAAAGGAAGGUCUCAGAUGUGCAGAAAUGGUUGCAAGAUGCUUUUGCAGGGAGACGGAAAGAGAGAUUACUCGUCCUGCGAGGCCCAGCAGGCAGCGGCAAGACUACCACCAUCACACUUCUUUCUGAAGCCCUUGACUUUGAUUUGAUUGAAUGGCGAAAUCCAUCAGUCUCGGACUCCUCUGCGCAAGAGUAUAUCUCUGUGAGCGCUCAAUUUGAAGAAUUCCUCGGCCGUGGCGAUCGAUUCGGAGGUCUAGAUCUCGAAGACACGGUCAUGACUAAGGAGGGCCGUGAUGCACAUCCUAGAAGCCACCGUGUGCUCCUUAUUGAAGAGCUCCCGACGAUAUUCAACCGAAACUCUUCUAGUCUUGCUGCUUUUCGGGCCUCUUUGCAGCGUUAUCUCGCUGCAUCCACCGAGCAAUCCUUAGGUGGGUGGAUGCACCCGCCCAUUGUGAUGAUCGUCUCGGAAACGCUGCUUAGCUCUGCGUCAUCUAUUUCCGAUAACUUGACUGUGCAUCGGUUACUCGGGCCUACAUUGUAUAAUCACGUCGGCACGACGAUCAUCGAUUUCAAUAGUAUUGCCCCGACAUUCAUGCAGAAAGCCCUGCGACUGGUGCUUGCAAAAGAGGCCCAAACGUCUCGGCGGUCCCAGGUCCCUGGGUCGGCGAUUCUGGAUAAAAUUGCCGAUAUUGGAGACAUACGCAGUGCUCUCUCUGCUCUUGAAUUUCUCUGCCUGAAAGGCGAUCAAGCAGGGGUAUGGAGUGGAAGUCUCUCUAAAACCAAAAAGUCUCGGGGAGGCUCUACCCUGACAGCGAUGGAGCAAGAGUCUCUUGAGAUGAUCUCGCAGCGGGAAGCAAGCCUAGGAAUGUUCCAUGCCGUGGGUAAAAUUGUCUAUAACAAACGCUUAGAUCCUAGUCUAAUGCCUAGUGAUGUCCCAAUCCCCCUUCCACCACCGAACCAUCUCUCUCACCAGCAUCGAGUCAAGGUCUCACAGGUCGCAGUCAACGAGCUACUUGAUGAGACAGGCACCGACGUCUCUACCUUUAUCUGUGCGCUGCAUGAAAACUAUCCACAGUCCUGCGACGGUGACUCUUUCACAGAUAGUUUCAAUAGGUGUAUUGAAGCGCUAUCCGAUUGCGAUAUCCUCAGCGCCGAUCGAAGGCCCUCUCAUGGUGCAAGGACGGGCGUUGGAAUUGGUGCCACUCCUUUCAAUUCUGGUGUCGAUAUGCUCCGACAGGACGAGAUCAGCUUUCAGGUUGCGGCUCGAGGGCUUUUGUUUGCUCUCCCGUACCCUGUUAACAGGAGAAAGGCGUCUAUGAACGGACGAAAACACGCGAGGGAUCCUUAUCGGAUGCUUUACCCGGCUUCACUGCGACUAUGGAGGAGGACAGAGGAGAUUGAGGGUCUUGUCGACUCGUGUAUGAAGCAAAUGCUGGACCCUAGCGGUGAUUCAAGCAUCCUUGCCCGCAGUUCGGGCGCUGCUGAGGAGUCGGGUGGUGUCAAAUCGUGGAAAAACCUUCGACAUGGAUACUCGGCAAUGAAUAAAAAUGACAGUUCCCUGCAGUCAGCUGUGACUAUGAUGUCGCGGCCAGAUGCGCUACUCCACCACCUGCCUUAUAUGGCUCAGAUCCGCCGCAAGGAGCGCGACGGGUGGCAUCUCAACCAAAUUACUAGCAUCCAAGACGGACGCAUGGACGAGGAAAUGGAUGACGAUGACGAUGAACUUGCACCUACAUCAUCCCGGUCUCGAGACAGAGCCACCAUUAACGCAGCUGCGUCUCCGGUACCUGCGUUGGACGAAGAAAAGCUGAUUCUCAGUGACGAUGAUAUUGUGGACGACUGAGCCUGUCGGAUGUCAACUGUAUAUGAGUACAAAUCUUGAGAUGAAGUAUGAACACCGUUCUUAAUCUGUAUUCAUGAAGACGACCGUUAUUUAGCCGUAAAUUUAUUUCUUG